AUGCUCAAGCACGUUGCUCACUUGUUAGGCUUGGCGGAGAAAAAUGAGAAAGAUCCCAGAAAAAAGAACCAACUGAGAGGAACUAAGGCAUCCCCAGACUACAGCUUCCAAAAAUCGAAUAAUAUUUUUGUGAGGAUAGUUCAUGCAGGUGGAAAACAAGAGCUGUAUCAACAUGCAAUCCUUGCAUCCAAGUUGAUGGAAAAAUAUCCGGGCAUGUGUGUUGCCCGGCCAGAAGUCUUCAAAAAGCCUCACCAGUCAGUGUUAUGGCCGGAAGAGCGUUUGCUUCCUGGUCAAAAAUAUAUUAUAAUCUCGUUUCGAGAUGUGGGGAAGCUGAAACGUAAACUUUCAGAAGAAGGCAAACCCAGAGAGCCCAAUGGGGUGGUUUCAGAGAUAUUGAAAGUAAAUAUCACCAAGUCUCCUAAUGGACAUAUUAGAGAAAAUGGUAAAUCCGAAGUUCCCAAUGAGGCAGGACCAGAGAAGUUCGAGGCUAAUACUCCCCCGUCGCCUGGUGGACGCAAAAUAAAAGAGAACGGCAAAAUCAAAGAGGUGUUGGACGCAAACGCAAAACAGUCUCUUGAUGGAGGAAAUGAAAAUGAAUCUCUUCGUUCUGCAGAGGACUUACAGGGGUCCUUGGAUAAGCCUACAAUAAGAUAUCCAAAACGAAAAGGAAUAAAAGGGAAGAAGCCUUUUGUGCCACCUCUUCCGCAGGUAAGACCAUAUCGGAUUCCGGGAUGGCAGCCUAGCCUCCCAACUGUGCCAGAGCUCUCCCCAUGAUUUUUUUAUGGUUUUACCUGUACGACUUGGUAUUAUGAUAUAGUUCUAUCUUUACAAGACUAGAGUCACUAAUUUCUUUUGCUUGGUUCUAAACAAUUGCUUUUACAUCCUAUAACAAUGUAGAAACAUAAAACUUCUUCUAAUCUUCUAGAUGUAUGGAUCUUUGUUAGAUUCGAAAGAUAAUAUCCGCAUUACUUCUCGAUUUAA
Molecule: messenger RNA, 981 nt
Organism: Prosopis cineraria
Lineage: Eukaryota; Viridiplantae; Streptophyta; Magnoliopsida; Fabales; Fabaceae
Exons: 1
Coding region: 1-774 (257 amino acids)
Source: RefSeq, a predicted model, not a curated record